AUGUCCCGUAAGGUGAAGGACUCCAUGAAGUCGUCCAAGAUGUCCCUGACGGAGGAGGAGGAGACCACAAAGUCGCCCGAGACGUCCCUGAGAAAGGAGGACGCCAUGAGCCUUCUGUGCUCCCUCUCGGAGGCGAAGAAGAUGAAGGUGCCCGUGAAGCGCAGGAAGCGGCGUGCCGUCGGGCUCACUGGCACUGGGGCCUUACUCGGGGGCCUGGCCGGAGGCCCGCCGGGACUGGCCCUUGGGAGCGUUCUCGGGGGGCUCUUAGGGUCCUUGUCGUGGAGCACGGAGUUUAAGCCUGUCAGUCACAUCCUGAAGGAGCUGCCGCCUCCCGAGCAGGAGAAGCUCUGCAACCACGUUGUGGCCAAAAUCGGGAACCUGCAGUGGAGGGACGUCGAGCACCUGACCAAGCUGGUCAUGGGCAGCGAGGCCCUGCAGGAGCAGCUGCUGAAGCUGCUCGAGGGCUACGUCACCAAGGAGCUGAAGACCUCAGUGAAGUACGGCGACUAGGCUCAGGGCGGGGCCCUAACCCGGGGG
Molecule: messenger RNA, 537 nt
Organism: Myotis lucifugus (little brown bat)
Lineage: Eukaryota; Metazoa; Chordata; Mammalia; Chiroptera; Vespertilionidae
Product: protein C19orf12 homolog
Exons: 2
Coding region: 1-510 (169 amino acids)
Source: RefSeq, a predicted model, not a curated record